Candida tropicalis MYA-3404 is the source of this 1503-nucleotide messenger RNA. Its product is annotated as tyrosine--tRNA ligase. Gene Ontology annotation, cellular component: cytosol; mitochondrion. Gene Ontology annotation, molecular function: tyrosine-tRNA ligase activity; ATP binding; RNA binding. Gene Ontology annotation, biological process: tyrosyl-tRNA aminoacylation. NCBI's taxonomy places the organism in Eukaryota, Fungi, Ascomycota, Pichiomycetes, Serinales, Debaryomycetaceae. The transcript has a single exon. The record is from RefSeq and is a predicted model, not a curated record. Bases 1 to 1503 code for a protein of 500 amino acids.
AUGUUGAGGACUUAUAAAAGAACUAUCCCAUUACUUCGAUUGGCUCGUUUCAAUUCCACUGUUGUUAGAGAUCCAGUCACUAUCAUUCCUACAGUUUAUGAGUUGACUCAAGAUAAAGAUGUCACCCCAGAAACCAGUUCAGAUACUUCAUUAUUGGAAUAUUUACAAAGUCGUCAUUUAGUUGAAUCAAUAACUGAUGAUAAUUUAUACAAAUUGACUAAGCGUGAUUCUGGACAGAAAUUCAAAUUAUACUGUGGUGCUGAUCCUACAGCCGAAUCACUACAUUUGGGUAAUUUAUUACCAUUAAUGGUUUUAUUACAUUUUAGAAUGAGAGGAAAUGAUGUUGUCGGAUUAGUUGGUGGAGCUACUGGAUUAGUUGGUGAUCCAAGUGGUAGAAAAACAGAAAGAAACCCUCUUGGUGGAGAACAAGUUGAUGAUAAUGUUAGUAAGAUUCAAAAUCAAAUUUCAACAUUUUUAAGUAAUGGGAUUGAGUAUGCCAAAUCGAGACAAUUCCCAAUGACUGAUUCAAUUGGUGAAACGACUUCAGUAAAUAAUGCUUCAUGGUGGGCUGAUGUUAAAAUGUUGGAGUUUUUAGCAACUUAUGGUAGACACAUUAGAGUAAGUGCCAUGCUUGCACGUGAUUCGAUUCUGUCUAGAUUGGAACUGGGUGGUAUUGGAUUUAACGAAUUUACUUAUCAAAUUUUACAAGCUUAUGAUUUCUGGCAUUUGUACAAAGAUCAUAAUGUGAAUAUGCAAGUAGGCGGGAAUGAUCAAUGGGGGAAUAUAACUGCUGGUGUUGAUUUAAUUUCAAGAAUUAAGAAAUCUUUCGGUAAGGAUAAGGAAGCAUAUGGUGUUACUGUUCCGUUGUUAACCACCGCUUCUGGUGAGAAAUUUGGAAAAUCUGCAGGUAAUGCUGUUUUUAUUGAUUCUAAAUUAACUACACCAUAUCAAAUGUAUCAAUAUUUUAUUAACGUUCCAGAUGAUAUUGUUGGAACUUUGUUGAAGGUGUUCACUUUGUUGCCAUUGAAUGUUAUUGAAGGUGAAUUGUUGCCAAAACAUAAUAGUGAUCCAGGUUUGCGUAUUGCUCAACGUGUUUUGGCCCGUGAAGUUGUUGAUUUGAUACAUGGAGUUGGCGUUGGUGAUGAAAUGGCUUAUAUCACAGGGUUCUUAUUCCCAACCCCAGAUCAACCAUUUAAUGAUAAUGUCAGUGCUGAUAAAUUGAUUGAAAAUUUCAAGAGAUCAGGUAUUUUAUUUGAAAGAACGAAACCAGCUCCAGAAGAAGAAAUCAAGUUGAGUUCAAUUUUAGCUGAAAUCACUGGUAAAUCAAAGAGUGAAAUGAGAAGAUUGAUUAAAGCUGGCGGUGUCUAUAUGGGAUUAGACAGAAACCAAAUUGAAGAUCCAGAUGAUGUGAUUUUGUUUGAUGUUGAUCAUCACUUGAUUGAUGGCAAACUUUUAUUGGUUAGAGUUGGAAAACAAAAUUACUAUGUCGUUGAAUUUAAAUAA